AUGCUGCUGUGUAUUUCUCUGCACAGUAGAGAAAUACAAAGCAGCAGUUUCCCUAGUAAAACCCGCACACAGUUAACCCUUUGAUGGCCCCAGAUGCUAACUCCUUCCUACCCAGUGCCAUUAGUACAGUGGACCAGGGCCGGACUGACAACUCAUGCGGCCCCCGGGCAUAGGGGAUCAUGGGGCCCCUGUGUCCUUGCCCAAACUCAAAAAAGCCUAUGAAAAAGGUACCAGGGGCAUCUCAUGGGGCCCCCUACUGACCCCAGGCCCUCGGGCAGUGCCCGAGUUUCCAAAUGGUCAGUCCGCCCCUGUUAGGGACCUUAGAUUG
Staurois parvus is the source of this 328-nucleotide messenger RNA. The record is from the annotation of a GenBank genome assembly. Lineage: Eukaryota; Metazoa; Chordata; Amphibia; Anura; Ranidae.